AUGUGUCAUGAAACACCUUCAUGGACCCAAACCCUUCCCAACGUCCUUCUAGGUAUACGUUCAGCGUGGAAAGAAGAUUUGAAGGCCACCGCAGCUGAAAUGGUAUAUGGACAAACAUUGCGUCUACCAGGGGAAUUCUUAAGCGCCACACUUCCUGUGGGAAACAUGCUGACUUCCACGGAAUUUGUUAACGGCCUUCGGCAACACAUCAGUAGGUUAAGACCCCAAAAACAGCGCCGUCACGGUGAAAAGGGAACAUUUGUGUUCAAAGAUUUGAACACCACCCAGCAGGUCUUCGUACGUCGCGGGGGGUCCAAAGAGAUGCUACAACCACCGUAUGAUGGUCCGUACCCUGUUGUUCGCCGGUCAGAAAAGACGUUUGUGAUACUAAUCAAUGGCGGUAACGUAACAGUAACCAUUGACCGACUUAAACCGACAUACGUUGCUGUUGAUGAGACAAUUCCGUGUGAUCCCGCUGUUAUUAACAAAGAUCCAAUUCCAUCUGAGGUUUCCCCUGAUUAUAAACAGCGUGUUACAAGAUACGGCCGUCAUGUGCACUUUCCCGACAGACUACAGAUUAAUUGUGUAUAA
Molecule: messenger RNA, 591 nt
Organism: Agrilus planipennis (emerald ash borer)
Lineage: Eukaryota; Metazoa; Arthropoda; Insecta; Coleoptera; Buprestidae
Exons: 1
Coding region: 1-591 (196 amino acids)
Source: RefSeq, a predicted model, not a curated record